Epinephelus lanceolatus (giant grouper) is the source of this 1857-nucleotide messenger RNA. Its product is annotated as homeobox protein MSH-C-like. Gene Ontology annotation, biological process: regulation of transcription by RNA polymerase II; embryonic morphogenesis. The record is from RefSeq and is a predicted model, not a curated record. NCBI's taxonomy places the organism in Eukaryota, Metazoa, Chordata, Actinopteri, Perciformes, Serranidae. Gene Ontology annotation, molecular function: DNA-binding transcription factor activity, RNA polymerase II-specific; RNA polymerase II transcription regulatory region sequence-specific DNA binding. Gene Ontology annotation, cellular component: nucleus.
ACAGCGCCGGAGACGCACAUUGGACACAGUACACAUCAGCGACUCCAUUCCUCUGAACGGGCCACACGGAGGUGCAUGGCCCCAUCCCCUUGUGUCAUGAUGAAUCCUGUGCAGGGGUCGCCGUCCCAGGACGCCAAACAGCUUCAUCAAAAAGAGGAGACGGACACGGAGGGCGAGGAGCUCCAGCCUAAAGACAUGACCACAGAGAAAGGAUACAAACUGCAGCGGAGCAGCCUCCCGUUUAGCGUCGAGUCGUUGAUUUCAAAGAAGACCACCUGUCGGACUUCUUAUUCCCCCACAGAUUUAGCUCUGGCCCUGCCGAAGCCCGUGGCCGGACAGGGCGUGCAAUUCUCUCCAAGGACUCUUUACGCAGAGAGCAAGGUUUCCUCCGCGGAGAGCUCGCAGGGUGUUUCCAGCAGCUCCAGCGAGGACAGUCCGCAGUUUUGUGAGAAGGAUCAGAGCACUUGGUUCCAGACGUCCUCCUUUUCUACUCCGCCUCGGAGCUCAAGUCCAACUCAGUGUACUUUAAGGAAACACAAAAACAACAGGAAACCUCGCACGCCCUUCACUACCUCGCAGCUGCUGGCGCUGGAGCGCAAGUUUCGCCAGAAGCAGUACCUCUCCAUCGCCGAGAGAGCCGAGUUCUCCAACUCUCUCAACCUGACGGAGACUCAGGUCAAAAUUUGGUUUCAGAACAGGAGGGCCAAAGCCAAGAGACUGCAGGAGGCCGAGCUGGAAAAGUUUAAACUGGCCUCCAAGCCCAUCCUGCCCGCCUUCGCGCUGCCGCUUCCCCUCGGUGCGCACAUGGGGUCUCCGACAUGGGGCCCGUCAAACGCCUUCCCGCGGCCCAGUCUGCCGGUCCCAGGAAUCUUCAGCGGACCCGUCACUUAUGGGAUGUACUAUUUGUCUUAGUAUUACCGUGUGUGUGUGUGUGUGUGUGUGUGUGUGUGUGUGGUUUUAAGAGAAAUUUGUCCUCUGUCAUGCAAUACACUUAUAAAACAAGGACGGUGCGUUUUGUACACCUCGGAAACAUUUUUUUUGUAUUUUCAAUUUGGAGUUUAGAGAAAUUUUCUACCCUCCAGAAAAAAAAACAAUUAAUUCUGGGACACAUUUUCAUGUAUAAUUGUGUGCGUAAUUGGACUGAGUGAGGUCACUUGCUCUCCUCAUUUUCAGACAGCUCUGUGGAUUGUGGAUUCACAGGCCUAAAUUACAGAGGCAAUACUCCAAAAGUAAAUGUCAGGUUUUUAAACGACAUGCCUUAAAUAUGUGCUUCCAGUCCACGCACCGUGCUCCGCAGCAGUCUGUGAAAAGCGGACAUCUAAAGUGUGUCCAGACAUGAAGGCGAUCAUCUACUGAAGCGGAGGUUUUAAAAAAGCAACAGAAAAGUACUUAAACGGUGUCAGUGCCUUAAGACCAGUGUAUCACUUGAAGUAUAUUUCUCCUCAUUCAGCCUUGACUGUUUCUGGUUUAACUGCAGUUUUCCUCCGAGUUGCUGUUUGAAUGUUUGUAUUUCCUUACAGCAGCUCCACUCACGAUUUCUACAUUUUGUAAACAUGGAGCAAAAUUAUAUUUUAGGGAAAAAAACACAUGUAUUAGAUAUGUUUUUACUCUCACAACGUGGCUUGUAUGGGAGUGAUCAUAGAUUUUCUUUGAGGAUUUUUUGCUGUACAUGUAAAUAAAAUGUGUAGUGUUCAUAAAGACCUGCAGCCUCGCUCGAGGAGCAGCAGGGAAUGUGGUAUUUAUUGAAUAUCUUUGUAUCUGUACUGUGUACAUACAUCACUCUAUCUAAAUGUUCAGUUACUUGUAAAAACUGAUUUUAGUAAAUAAACAUUAUACAAGACCUGCAAGUGUUUUACA